This is a messenger RNA of Penicillium roqueforti, 1263 nucleotides long. RefSeq lists its product as uncharacterized. The coding region runs from base 1 to 1263 and encodes 420 amino acids. Gene Ontology annotation, biological process: transmembrane transport. The transcript is spliced from 2 exons. The record is from RefSeq and is a predicted model, not a curated record. Gene Ontology annotation, molecular function: transmembrane transporter activity. Lineage: Eukaryota; Fungi; Ascomycota; Eurotiomycetes; Eurotiales; Aspergillaceae. Gene Ontology annotation, cellular component: fungal-type vacuole membrane.
AUGGGAUCUGUCGAUAUCCAGGAGGGUGUCCAGGAAUCUCCCCCCAAAACGCCUCUGAUCGAGGAUGCCCCAGACGGAGGGCUCACGGCAUGGUUGCAAGUCCUGUGUGGCCAUCUGAUUGUCUUCAAUGUCUGGGGUUACAUCACUUCCUAUGGCAUCUUCCAGUCCUACUAUACCACGGCUCUAAAUCGCAAUGCCGCGGAUAUCUCCUGGGUCGGUUCCCUACAGAUCUUCUUCGUCUACUUCCUAGGAACAUUCUCCGGCCGAGCCAUGGACGCGGGCUAUCUCCGCGUCACUUUGGUCACGGGCCUGUUCCUACAGUUGCUGGGCGUCUUUAUGACCUCGCUGGCGACUAGCUAUUGGCAGCUACUGCUCUCUCAAGGUAUCUGUCAGGGCAUCGGGGAUGGGCUGCUAUUCUGUCCUAUCGUCGCUUUGAUGUCCACCUAUUUCACGCGGAAGCGCACAAUAGCCAUCUCUAUCUCCGCGUGUGGUGGAGCCACCGGCGGCCUGGUCUUUCCCGCCAUCGCGCAGACCCUCCUACACCGCAUCGGCUUUCCCUGGACUAUCCGUGUCAUGGGCUUCGUGCUCCUGUUCAAUGCAGUGGUUAUCAUGGCCUGUGUGCGGCAGCGGCUGCCUCCGCGCAAAUUAGGCCCAUUGAUCGAGUUCAAAGCGUUCACCAAUCUUUCCUACACUUUCUUCGCGUUAGGGACGUUUUUCUGCUUCUGGGCCGUCUACUAUGCCUAUUAUUAUGUCCGCUCGUUUAGUCGAGAUAUCAUAGGUGUUUCUGAUUACACCUCCUUCUCCAUGUUGAUGAUCAUGAACGGACUAGGCUUGCCUGGCCGUCUAAUCCCAGCGUACCUUUCGGACCGGUACUGUGGUCCCGUCAACGCAUUUAUUCCAGUCAGCGCCAUAGCGGCCAUCCUACUAUACUGCUGGGCUGCCAUUGACUCUUACGGGGGUCUCACGGCCUUUGCUGUGGUCUACGGCUUCUUCGGCGGCGGUGUGCAGAGUCUCUUUCCAUCGGCGGUAGCGAGCUUGACGGAUGAACCGAGCAAGGCCGGUGUCCGUAUCGGGAUGAUCUUUUCUAUUGUUAGUAUCGCCUCUUUGACAGGGCCUCCGAUCGCAGGAGCCCUCAUCGAUCUCGACGGGGGUCAGUAUCUAUAUGCGCAGCUCUUCGGUGGGACAUCCAUGAUGAUAGGUUGUCUCCUGCUUAUUAUGGCGCGAUACUUUAAGUGUGGCAUGAAUUUGUAUCAGCGGAUGUAG